CCCCGGUGCUAGCCAAGUGACACGAGGUGUUCGAGGUAACUUGGACUGAUGAGGUGUACGAGGAUGCUGAGAUUUCACGAAGUCGAUGGGUCGCACUCUGUGGGGGCGCAUAUGUGAAUUGUGCAAUCCGACGGUCCGACCAACGAUUGGAAGAAACGCACUUUAUUAGAUAGCUGAGUAGCUGACAGGCCUUUGCUUCGUCGUCCAGCCGAACUAGGAUAAUUCAUUCUGAGGAAAGACGAAGAGACGGGGAAGGUAGAGUAUUUACGCAGGAAAUGAACGGCUUUGCUCUUAAUUGCAAAAUCCAAAUCCCCGAUUACGUUAAACCGUCGGAAACUCUGCAUAUUAGGUCACAUCAUCGACCUGAAUUGAGAUGCCUUCCGCUGCUCAACAAAUGCACCCACUUGAUCCAAUUGAAGCAAGUCCACGCCCAAAUCAUCAAACUCCCACAUGAUGACACUGAUAAUCUACUUGCCAGGCUUGUUGAGUCACUGGUGGCUUCAGGUGAAAUGAGUUACGCUUACCAAGUAUUCAAGAAGAUGAGGAGACCAACUACCUUCGUAUUCAACACAAUGGUGAGAGGCUAUGCACUCAUUGGCGCUCUUAAACAAGGAAUCGAGCUUUAUAUAAAAAUGCUACAUUGGGGACUUCAACCCGACGAGUUUACUUAUACAUUUCUUCUGAAAACUUGCACGUCUCUCAGUCAAGGAAAAGGAGUGCACUCUCUCGUACUCAAAAGGCAAGGUUCUGGGUCGGAGUCGGACAUAUACUCUCAGACCGCUUUGGUCAGUUUCUAUGCUAACCACGGUGAUCUUGAAUCUGCGCGUUCUUUGUUCGACAGAAUGCCCGAGAAAAAUGUGGUCUCGUGGACUGCAAUGAUCACGGGCUAUGUGAAGCUGAAGAGGUAUAAUGAGGGACUUGCUCUGUUUCACCAGAUGCAAAUUUCCGGAGUUGACAUUAAUGAAUUGACUUUGGUUAAUGUACUCUGUGCUUGCGCCCAUCUCGGAGCUCUCGAGAUGGGGAAAUGGGUUCAUGCCUAUAUCAAUAGGCGCCAAAUUUUCUUGAAUCCUACUCUUGCUACUGCCCUUAUAGACAUGUACGUGAAAUGUGGGUACAUCCAAACAUCUUCCCAAAUUUUUGAAGAGCUGCUACACAGUCAGAGGGGUGUCUGCGCGUGGAAUGCUAUCAUUGGGGGACUUGCCAUGCAUGGUUAUGCAGAGGAAGCACUUGAUAGAUUUGAACAAAUGCAAAUGUGUGGAACAAGACCCGACGAAAUCACAUUUAUUGCAGUUCUAUCUGCUUGCUCGCAUUCUGGACUGGUAGACAAGGGCAAGGAGCUUUUCCACUCGAUGAGAAAGGAUUGUGGGAUUGAACCUAGCAUUAAACAUUAUGGGUGUUUGGCAGAUCUCCUGGGAAGGGCUGGCCACCUGGACGAAGCAUACCAGAUGGUGAAAAACAUGCCAUUGGAGCCGAAUGGAGUUGUGUGGGGGACGUUGCUCAAAGCCUGCGCGGUCCAUGCUAACGUUGAAUUGGCGGAGACUGCAAUGGAGCGGCUAGUUGAAUUAGAACCACUUAACGACGGGAACUAUGUUGUCAUGUCAAACAUCUAUGCUGCCAGGGGGCGGUGGGGUGAUGUAGCGAGGCUGAGGAGGUUCAUGAAAGACAGAGGGAUUCUAAAGAUCCCAGGUUGUAGUACCAUUGAAAUCGAUAAUGUUAUACAUGAAUUCAUGGUUGGGGAUAGCAGACACCCUCGGUCAAAGGAUAUUUACUCCAUGCUGGAUGAUGUUGCGAUGAGAUUGAAGGCAGAGGGAUAUGUUCCGAAGACUAACCAGGUGUUGAUUGAUGCCAGUGAAGAAGGAAAACGACAAGCUUUGUGUCAUCACAGUGAGAAGUUGGCAAUUGCCUUUGGGCUUAUUAGCACAAGUCCCAGGACUCCCAUAAGGGUGAUGAAAAACCUUCGAGCAUGUGGAGAUUGCCAUCUAGCAACAAAAUUGAUAUCAAAGAUAUAUAGCAGGGAGAUCAUUGUUAGGGAUAGGAACCGGUUCCACCAUUUUAAAGAUGGCACCUGUUCUUGCAACGAUUAUUGGUGAACAACCAAAAAGAUCCAACAAGCUUGAAGAUAUAGGAAAUGUUUCCACACAAGGCUGGAAUGUGCUGUGGGGCGCCCCUCGUGAGGGGCUGAUGUGAACUCUCACCACACACUCAAAAUGUUUGUCAACCAAAAUUCUUCAAUUAUAAAUUGCAGAAUGUAUGGAUCCAGUGUCCGGUAAACCUACAUCUACAGGUUACAGGUCAGAGACUCACAGGUCUUCCUCCUUCUUGAAUCUUGUGUACUGGCUCUCCUCCUCCUCCUUUUCUCUUUUUUCUUAUUUUUUUGUCUCAAACUAUGAACUAAGUGAGGCGGCAGAUUUAUGGGAGGUCAGAGACUCAGAGGUGCUAGCCUGCUACUUUCUUUUAG
Molecule: messenger RNA, 2458 nt
Organism: Nelumbo nucifera (sacred lotus)
Lineage: Eukaryota; Viridiplantae; Streptophyta; Magnoliopsida; Proteales; Nelumbonaceae
Source: RefSeq, a predicted model, not a curated record